Eublepharis macularius is the source of this 3230-nucleotide messenger RNA. RefSeq names its product neurotrophic receptor tyrosine kinase 1 (gene NTRK1). Gene Ontology annotation, biological process: cellular response to nerve growth factor stimulus; protein phosphorylation; positive regulation of kinase activity. The record is from RefSeq and is a predicted model, not a curated record. NCBI's taxonomy places the organism in Eukaryota, Metazoa, Chordata, Lepidosauria, Squamata, Eublepharidae. The coding region runs from base 115 to 2487 and encodes 790 amino acids. The transcript has 17 exons. Gene Ontology annotation, molecular function: transmembrane receptor protein tyrosine kinase activity; neurotrophin receptor activity; ATP binding. Gene Ontology annotation, cellular component: plasma membrane; axon; signaling receptor complex.
ACAGAGAGACACAGGCAGAGAGGAAAGGCACCGGGCUGGGCUGGGCUGUUGGGUGGGGGCAUAUGGGAGACUGCUGGAGCCUCUGAGCAACUGCUGCAGCCCCUUGGAGGAAGGAUGCUCCACGGGCUCACCCGACUGGUCUUCUGCCUUGCAUGGCUGCUCCUGCCUCCGAGUUCUGCAUCCCCUUGCCUGGAACAGUGCAGGUGUUAUAUGAACACUUUGCUCUGCCUGGAACCUAACAGCAUCCAGAGCCUGUCACAGCUGCGGAGCCUAGAGAACUUCACCGAAGUGGUCGUUGAAAACCAGAUGAGCCUGACCAACCUGACCCUGGAGGACAUCAAAAAACCCCGAGAGCUGAAGAACCUGACCAUUUCGAAGACACAGCUACAGUUCAUCUCACCAGAUGCCUUCCAAACCAGCCCAAACCUGAUAUACAUGAACCUUGCCUUCAACCAGCUGCAGCUCUUGCCCUGGACCGUCUUCCGCCAUCUCCGCCUCCAGGAGUUGGUCCUUGUUGGGAACCCUCUCAAAUGUGGAUGUGGGCUCCGGUGGCUGCAGCUGUGGCAGGAAACAAGACAGGUGGAGUUGGGCAACCAGUCUCUGAACUGUGUGGAGGGCAAGACGGAAAUCCCCUUGGCCAAUAUGGUCAUAGAGGGCUGCGACUUCCCCAGGGUUUGGAUCGACCACCACAAUGCCUCCGUGGAACAGGGCGAGAGCAUCAACCUGACGUGCCGCUUCUCAGGGCAGCCGAGGCCAGUGGUGCAGUGGCAGGUGCCAGAUGUUGGGCCCAAUCCUCCUCUCAUCACCGAGAAGUCAGAGUCAGAACUUGUGCUGUGGAUCCUGAAUGUCUCUUCCGACUUCAAUCUCAAAGACAUCAUAUGCCAAGCAGAGAAUGAAGCAGGUCUUGGCAAGGACGUGGCACAGCUGAACGUGAGGUUCCCUGCUGUGAUCCGGUAUCUGGGCCCAGCUGUCGAUUACCACCACUGGUGCAUCCCUUUCUCGGUGGACGGCAACCCCACCCCAAGCAUCUGCUGGCAGUUCGACAACAGCAACCUGAACGAGACGGACUACGUUCACACCACUUUUAUCCAAGACCCGUAUCAGAACUCCACAACAGUGCACGGCUGUCUGAGCCUCAACAGGCCAACCCAUAUCUGGAACGGAAACUACACACUGCUCGUGCGCAACCCACUGGGCACCGAUUCGCUGACCGUCUACCAACACUUCAUGGACGUUCCAGAGAGCUUCAUCCCCGAGGACCCCAUCAUGGUGUCGCUGCCUCCGACCAGUGACAGGAAUAGCACUUCAGGUGGACCCGUGGAGACGCCCGAGGAACACACCUUUGGGAUCUCGGUGGCGGUGGUGUUGGCUGUCUGUGCCUGCAUCUUCCUGUCCAUCAUGCUCAUCGUCCUCAACAAGUGUGGCCAGCACUCGAAGUUUGGAAUUAACCGGUCGGCUGUGCUGGCACAGGAGGAUGACCUGGCCUUGUCCCUGCAGUUCAUGAACUUGGGCACCAGCCCCCCCUCCUCAGCAGAGAGCAAACUGGACGCCCUGAAGACCAACUUCAUAGAGAACCCCCAAUACUUCUGCAGUACGUGUGUCCGCCACAUCAAGCGCCGGGACAUCGUCCUGAAGUGGGAGCUGGGGGAGGGGGCGUUUGGCAAAGUCUUCCUAGCAGAGUGCUACAACCUUAGUCCUGCCCAGGAGAAGAUGCUGGUGGCUGUCAAGACUCUGAAAGAAGCAACUGAGAAUGCCCGCCUGGACUUCCAACGGGAGGCCGAGCUGCUGACGGUGCUGCAACACGAGCACAUCGUCAAGUUCUAUGGAGUCUGCACAGAGGGGGAGCCGCUCAUCAUGGUCUUUGAGUACAUGAAGCACGGAGACCUCAAUCGCUUCCUCCGGUCCCACGGGCCAGAUGCAAAGAUACUGGACAACGGGAGCGGCCAGUCCUCCGGUCAGCUGAACCUCAGCCAGAUGUUGCAGAUCGCCACCCAGAUUGCCUCGGGGAUGGUCUACCUGGCCUCCCUGCACUUUGUCCACCGGGAUCUGGCAACUCGGAACUGCCUCGUCGGUCACAGCCUGGUAGUGAAGAUCGGGGACUUUGGCAUGUCCCGAGACAUCUACAGCACCGACUAUUACCGGGUCGGGGGUCGGACGAUGCUGCCCAUCCGAUGGAUGCCCCCCGAAAGCAUCCUGUACCGGAAGUUCACCACAGAGAGUGACAUUUGGAGCUUCGGAGUGGUGCUUUGGGAGAUUUUCACCUAUGGGAAGCAGCCGUGGUACCAGCUCUCCAACACCGAGGCCAUUGAGUGCAUCACCCAGGGCCGAGAGCUGGAGAGACCCCGGACCUGCCCCUCGGAGGUCUAUGACAUCAUGCAGAGCUGCUGGCAGAGAGAACCGCAGCAGAGGCAGACCAUGAAGAACAUCCACAGCCGGCUGCAAGCCCUGGUCAAGGCGCCCCCUGUCUACCUGGAUAUCCUCAGCUAAGGGUGAGAAAUGGAGGCGCCCACCCAGCAGGUUCCCCACCCAGCCAGGACUGAAGACCUCAGCUCCGAAGAGGGGGUGUGCCGUGUAAACACCCGAGACCCCACCUGGGCCCAGAGCCACUGAAACUCUACCCGAGGUUGCCCUCAUUUGCAUCUGGGACUGGGGGCGGGGUGUGUGAGUGUGUGUGAGAGACAGCUUUGCGGGAUAGUGUUCCCUUUGCCUGAAGAGACUUGAACACCUGCGGAGGCAAGAUUCUCACCCAAGGACUGCUUCCCCCUUUUCAGUCCAACAGGCACACUCGAGGGGUGGGGGUGGGUGGGGGGCUGCCUCUGGCCAGCCUGUGUCCUCAGCAUCGGUGCUCAUUGGAGGAAGGGGGCUGCUUCCAUGCCCUGCGUGUGUCUCGGGCACUGUAUGUGGGGGCACAAAGCACCAACCUUGCCCCAUGGAGGUGGCCAGGGCCCCAAGCUGUCUUGCGACUGAGAAAUCGGGGAUUAUUUAUUGUUCUAAGCUUUCGAUGUAUAUUAUAACAAUAGCUUCUGGCGGGAUGGGAAAGCGUUCAUGAAGUGGGCUGCAUUGGCAGUCCAAGCCCGGGUGGGGUGGGGAGAGGAUGUGUGCGUGUGUGCGUAGGACUCUUCCACGGGGUGGGAAGUAGCUUUUGCGUCAUGGGGCGAUUGAGCGAAUGUGACUCGAACUACUAAACCAAAGUUCUGCUUGUGAGUUUCUUCUUCGUAUAAAUUCUAAGU